This is a messenger RNA of Cyprinodon tularosa, 2305 nucleotides long. RefSeq names its product potassium inwardly rectifying channel subfamily J member 11 (gene kcnj11). The transcript has a single exon. Bases 535 to 1695 code for a protein of 386 amino acids. Gene Ontology annotation, biological process: regulation of monoatomic ion transmembrane transport; potassium ion import across plasma membrane. Lineage: Eukaryota; Metazoa; Chordata; Actinopteri; Cyprinodontiformes; Cyprinodontidae. Gene Ontology annotation, molecular function: ATP-activated inward rectifier potassium channel activity. Gene Ontology annotation, cellular component: plasma membrane. The record is from RefSeq and is a predicted model, not a curated record.
GGUUUAAAAGGCACUAUUAAAAAAAAGACCAAUAGAAUAAGGCGGAGGGUGGGGGAGGGACUGCAUCUCCUCGCUCCAUCUCACAUUACCGAGCUAUAGUGGAGUGGCGAGGUCAUCACACAACCAGCUUUGACACAUGAGCCUACCUCCUACUCCAAAUGUGACCAAAACGCCGCUCAAUAAUCUCUGUUCGAGAUUAUUAACCCCGGAAUCGCCUUUACGCACGAGAGCGCACCGACGCAUAGGUGAGCGGGAUGAGACUGCGCGGCGUGGCCCAGCGAUGUCCGCUCAGUCGCUCGGUUCUGUGAGUGACGGCGGCAGCUGUGGAGUUUGGAGGGAGAGUCUUCUCAUGGGAUCGCCCAGUCCUGAAGCGCCUGAUCCGGAGGCAACGUGAGGAGCGCGCAAACCUCCAGAACAUAGCUGACAUAAAGGCUCUUCUUCCUGCGCGGAGGAGGAGGGAACGAGUCCAUCCGAGAUCCGGGCGCAGACCGCACACCGAGCCUGGAGGUUGUGGGUACAUAGCAUGGGAGUGCGAUGUUGUCCAGGAAGGGACUCAUUCCUGAGGAUUACUUGCUGACGCGGUUAGCUGAGGAUGUUCUGCCCCCGAAGUUUAAGGCCAAGCAAAGGAAGGCUCGCUUUGUGGGGAAAAACGGCACUUGCAAUGUUGCGCACACCAACAUCAGAGAACAGGGUCGGUUCUUACAGGAUGUGUUCACAACUUUAGUGGAUUUAAAAUGGCUCCACACCCUCAUUAUUUUCACCAUGUCCUUCCUAUGCAGCUGGCUCCUGUUCGGGAUGAUUUGGUGGCUCGUGGCUUUUGCGCACGGAGACCUGGAUCAGAGGGGGGAUGAUUUCAUCCCGUGCGUAACGGACAUCCACUCGUUCUCCUCCGCUUUCCUCUUCUCCAUAGAGGUCCAGGUGACCAUUGGGUUCGGGGGUCGAAUGAUCACGGAGGAGUGCGUGUCGGCCAUCAUCAUCCUCAUAGUGCAGAACAUCGUCGGGUUGGUCAUCAACGCAAUCAUGCUGGGCUGCAUCUUCAUGAAAACUGCGCAGGCCCACAGGCGGGCCGAGACGCUCAUCUUCAGCAAGCACGCAGUCAUCUCCCUCCGAAACAGCAAGCUGUGCUUUAUGGUCCGCAUCGGAGACCUUAGGAAAAGUAUGAUCAUCAGCGCCACCGUGCGGAUGCAGGUGGUCAGGAGGAGCACUACGGAGGAGGGAGAAGUGGUUCCCCUGGACCAGAUCGACAUCCACAUGGAUAACCCGGUGGGAACCAACGGCGUCUUCCUGGUGUCUCCCCUCAUCAUCUGCCAUGUGAUCGACAAGUCCAGCCCCCUGUACGAGUUAUCACCAGAAGACCUGCAGCAUCAGGACCUGGAGGUUAUCGUGGUGCUGGAAGGAGUGGUGGAGACCACCGGCAUCACCACGCAGGCCAGGACUUCCUACGUGUCGGAGGAGAUCCUGUGGGGUCAGCGCUUCGUGCCGACGGUCUCUGAAGAUGACGGCAUGUACGCAGUGGACUACUCCAAGUUUGGCAACACCGUGAAGGUACCGACACCCUGCUGCAGCGCCAAGGAGCUGGAGGAGGCCGGCGGCGUGGCGCGACUGAAGUUGAACGAGAGCGUCACCGCGCGGCCGUGCGUGAGGAGGCGCAGGGCGGCUGGGACGGUGCGCAGGUCCAGGAUGGAGAGCAAGUGAAUCACCCUGUUUGAAACGGAGCCGCUUCACUAUCAGGAGCAUCGAUUAUUGAAACACAUGGAUUUGACUCAUGCACAAAGUGUAGGCACACAUAAACCUGCGUUUGACUCAGGUUCGAUGGAAAAGCACUGAAAUGAUUUUGACUGUUAAAGGGAUAGUUCACUAUUUCUUCUGUUGGGGAUCUGAAAAAAAAAAGGUUAAAUUCAUUUAAUCUGCAAGAAAAGAAAACCAACGAUUCUCUGUUUAUUAUGAAACCAGAGUGAUUAUCUGAGAGGAACUAAAAGUAGAGGUCUAAAAUCUGAAAGCAACUCCAGUUUCAAAAACUGGUUGUAUUUAAAAGUUUGUAUUUAUUAACUUUUUAACCAGAUUAUGGGUCCGUGCUAAUUCCAGUUUUAGUGCACACACACCUUCUGUGCAGCAUAACUGAGCUGCAUUAAUCUGUAUUAGAUAUUUAUAAAUGAAUGUUCUCAUAAAUGAUCCACACUGAAGGAUCUCUUACCUCUUUCCCAUCAUUUACUAAAUCAAGCAGAUUUUCACGAAUAUGACAGUACAAUGAUUUAUUCACGAUUAAAACUAAAUAAAAUGCUACAGUAAAUGAUGAGCAGUCAAA